Messenger RNA from Eutrema salsugineum, 1239 nucleotides. RefSeq names its product protein SRC2 homolog. Lineage: Eukaryota; Viridiplantae; Streptophyta; Magnoliopsida; Brassicales; Brassicaceae. Gene Ontology annotation, biological process: defense response. The coding region runs from base 107 to 1069 and encodes 320 amino acids. The transcript has a single exon. The record is from RefSeq and is a predicted model, not a curated record.
CUUACCCUUUCAUUUUUUGUGUCACCACUACUAAAAAAAUCUAGCCUUUGCUUAAACCAAAUUCCAAAGUUUUUUCUUUUCUCAUACAUCUCGAUCCGAGUAAAUCAUGGAGUGUAGGUCGUUGGAUCUGACGAUAAUAUCCGCGGAGGAUCUGAAAGAUAUCCAGAUGAUCGGUAAGCAGGACUUAUACGCCGUCGUUUCUAUCAACGGCGACGCAAGGACGAAGCAGAAGACGAAGGUGGACAAAGAUUGCGGGACCAAACCCAAAUGGAAACAUCAGAUGAAGUUCACCGUCGACGACGCGGCGGCGCGUGAGAAUCGUCUAACACUGGUCAUCGAGAUCGUGGCCGAUCGGCCUAUCGCAGGUGAUAAACCCGUCGGAGAGGUUAGCGUUCCGGUGAAGGAGAUUUUGGAUCAGAACAAGAUCGGUGACGAGGAGAAAACGGUGACGUAUUCGGUGAGGCUGCCUAAUGGAAAAGCCAAAGGAUCUCUAAAAUUCUCCUUCAAAUUUGGAGAAAAGUAUACUUUCGGAGCUUCGAGUGCUCCUCACGCGCCUGGCCCAUCUGCUAUAGAUCACAAGCCCAUGGAUCAUCAGCCCGUUACCGCUUACCCGCCCGGACAUGGAGCCCCGUCUGCAUACCCGCCGGGUCCUUCCGGAUAUCCACCACAGGGACACGACGAUAAACACGGUGGUGGUGUUUACGGAUACCCGCCGCAGGCUGGUGGAUAUCCGCCGCCGGGAGCAUAUCCUCCAGCUGGGCCUGGUGGGUAUCCACCGCCCGGUGCAUACCCGCAACACGGUGGAUAUCCGCCUCAUCAACAAGGAGGCUACCCGGGUUAUCCGCCACAGGGUCCGGGUUAUGGAUACCCGGGAUACCCGCCACAGGGUCCAUACGGUUACCCGCAACAGCAAGCUCAUGGUAAACCGCAGAAACCAAAGAAGCACGGAGGAGCCGGAAUGGGGCUUGGACUUGGGCUUGGAGCUGGUUUAUUGGGUGGGUUGCUGGUUGGUGAAGCCAUUGAUGAUGUUGCUGAUAUGGGUGAUAUGGGUGGUGACUUUGAUUUCUGAUUAUUUCCCUUUGUGCUAUAACUUUCAAUUUCUUAGGUAAGCUGCUCCUAUGUUUAUGCUUUUUCUUUUUGUGGAUCAUGUGAGAGAUCAACAAAUUCUAUCUUGUCUUUUAUGUUUCUGGCUUUCUCCUAAUGAAAAUAAGGAAUUUAUUUGCUAUGAAGCAGAGGUAA